AGAGGUAGCGUACUGGAAACUUUGGUCGGUACGUUGACAAUUUCCGCAGCAGGUAGCCCGAACGAACUUCAAACUCCACGACGACCGCAAAACCGACGACGCCCACCCAAUACUAACCGCACGCACAUCCCACAGUCGCCCAACAUGGCCUCCCAGAGUGUGCAAUGCUUCGGCAAGAAGAAGACUGCGACUGCUGUCGCCCACUGCAAGGCCGGAAAGGGUCUCGUCAAGGUUAACGGAAAGCCUCUUUCCCUCAUUCAGCCCGAGGUUCUGCGAUUCAAGGUCUACGAGCCCAUCCUGAUCCUCGGUGUUGACAAGUUUGCCGAUGUCGACAUUCGCGUCCGCGUCUCUGGUGGUGGUCACACCUCGCAAGUCUACGCCAUCCGCCAAGCCAUUGCCAAAUCCAUCAUCGCCUACUACCAAAAGUACGUCGACGAGCAUUCCAAGAACCAGCUCAAGCAGGCCCUCAUCCAGUACGACCGCACACUGCUCGUUGCCGACAACAGGCGGUGCGAGCCCAAGAAGUUUGGUGGUCCAGGUGCCCGCGCCAGGUACCAGAAGUCUUACCGUUAA
Messenger RNA from Bipolaris sorokiniana ND90Pr, 573 nucleotides. RefSeq lists its product as uncharacterized. Gene Ontology annotation, cellular component: cytosolic small ribosomal subunit; ribosome. Gene Ontology annotation, biological process: maturation of SSU-rRNA from tricistronic rRNA transcript (SSU-rRNA, 5.8S rRNA, LSU-rRNA); translation. The record is from RefSeq and is a predicted model, not a curated record. The coding region runs from base 145 to 573 and encodes 142 amino acids. Gene Ontology annotation, molecular function: RNA binding; structural constituent of ribosome. The transcript has 5 exons. NCBI's taxonomy places the organism in Eukaryota, Fungi, Ascomycota, Dothideomycetes, Pleosporales, Pleosporaceae.